This is a messenger RNA of Athalia rosae (coleseed sawfly), 1705 nucleotides long. Its product is annotated as zinc finger CCCH domain-containing protein 15 homolog. The coding region runs from base 429 to 1409 and encodes 326 amino acids. Gene Ontology annotation, cellular component: cytosol. Gene Ontology annotation, molecular function: metal ion binding; mRNA binding. Lineage: Eukaryota; Metazoa; Arthropoda; Insecta; Hymenoptera; Athaliidae. Gene Ontology annotation, biological process: cytoplasmic translation. The transcript is spliced from 8 exons. The record is from RefSeq and is a predicted model, not a curated record.
CUGUUUUAAGUAGCAAAGACUGUUGCUGAUAUUUGAUCUACAUUUAGAUCAAGCUCGAAAUUAGUGUGAGAAUCGAUAAAACAUGCCGCCGAAGAAGGCUCCGGCUCCGAGCAAAAAAACGGAGUUAAAGAAGAAGGAGAAAGUGAUAGAGGCUGUCGUUGGACUUACGCCAUGUGACUACUUGAACCGAUGGUGCUCACAAUGUGCGCUCUUAAGAACUGUCCAAAUUCACAUAAGAUUGAGCGAGCAUCAGAUAUAACGACAAAACGUUUGGUAUCAAGAACAAGAAGGGAGCGAAGCAACAGAAGUUUAUCCAACAAGUAGAAAAACAAGUGAAAACUGGUGGUCUCAACCCAAGAAAAAUCGAUGAUCCGUCUACUAAGAAAUUGGAGAAGGAGCAAAAGCUCAAGGAGCAGAAAGAGCUCGCCAUGAUAUUCAAACCAGUUCAAACCCAAAAAGUAGAUAAAGGAACGGAUCCAAAGUCUGUCAUCUGUGCAUUCUUCAAACAAGGUCAAUGCACGAAAGGAGACAGAUGUAAGUUUUCUCAUGACUUGACUAUAGAAAGAAAAGCAGAGAAGAGGUCGCUUUAUUGCGACAUGCGUGACGAUGGCGACGACAAGGAAGGCGAUACCAUGGACACCUGGGACGAAGAUAAACUCAAGGAAGUAGUGGAAAAGAAGCAUGCAGCUGGCGCCAAUAAGCCAACCACCGAUAUCAUUUGCAAGCACUUUUUGGAGGCCGUGGAAAAGUCAAAAUAUGGUUGGUUCUGGGAGUGUCCUUCGGGGUUGAAAUGUAUCUACAGACACGCGCUGCCUCCAGGGUUCGUGUUGAAAAAGGACAAGAAGAAGGAAGAAAAGAAGGAUGAAAUUUCGCUGGAGGAUCUUAUCGAGAGAGAAAGAGCGAACUUGGGUCCCAACCAGACAAAAAUUACUCUGAACAGUUUCUUGGCGUGGAAAAAGAGAAAAUUGAAACAAAAGGCAGAGCAGGCUGUCAAGGACGAAGAGAAACGUCGGAACGACUACAAAGCUGGUCAUCAAGUCGGUAUCUCUGGACGUGAAAUGUUUAGCUUCAAUCCCCUGCUGGCAGCUGGUGAUGGCAUCGACGACGGAGACGAAGCGUUUGCCUCGUACGACUUGAGCGACGACGAUCAAGAUGGAGGAAUAGAAUACAAAGAGUUGAACAUGGAUGAAUUAGUUUAUAACGCUAUGGAAGCAGACACCGAUGGCAUUACUGUAGCUAAAGACGACCGGCUGAAAGCCAACGUCGAUGCUCAAACCAAUGGAGAAAGUGCAGAAGUAACGAUCUUGGGCGAAGGUGCAACAGCGUUAACCAUCAAUGAAAAUCUAUUCACCGACGAAGAUUUAGAGGGGCUGGAAGAAGAAUUGGGAGACCUGGAUCUAGAGGAGUAAUCCAGUCGUCUCAAAAUUAUUUUCUCCUCACCUAAUAUUCUGUAACCGGUUAAUUGGGAUUUCUUUAUUUGAUAUUUAUUCAUCGGCGAUGAUGUGAAUCCUGUAAAGAUAUCAACACGCAUGAAAUAUACUGUAAGGGAUAUUCCUUUCGAUCGCACAGCUCGAACUAUGUGAUGCCAUACAUAGCCCCAUCCUGCCGCAACCUUUUUGUCUAACCUAACAAUUGUCGUAUUUGAUGGGUUAACUAUGAUUGUGUUACGCUCAAUAUCGAUUUUUGAAUAAACAAAUUAUACGGA